This is a messenger RNA of Neocloeon triangulifer, 2823 nucleotides long. It is a transcript of the gene m, whose product is annotated as cuticlin-4. The record is from RefSeq and is a predicted model, not a curated record. Lineage: Eukaryota; Metazoa; Arthropoda; Insecta; Ephemeroptera; Baetidae. The coding region runs from base 189 to 1688 and encodes 499 amino acids. The transcript has 8 exons.
GACCGACAGACACCUGCCAGAUGUUGCUCAGGUCCAUUCCUCUGUAGUCUCUCGUGCGCCCCAUCUCGCUGCUCUCCAGUUUGGAUUAAAAUUUAAGAGACGAUUCUUCCUGACACGAGCGGCGUCCAAGUGAUUCAGUUUCCUUCCGAGCCAUGCUGCCUUCUCACAGUCGCUGUUGCUGAUACAAAAUGAUUAGUUUAGGGAAUUAUUUGCUCGCCGUGCUGGCCUUUUCAGCAACCAUAUCAUCAUCGGUGUCGCAGCUGCCGACGAACGCGGGCAAUGGCGACCUGUGGCCUCUGGAGCGGCCGACUGGCAUGGUGGCCAUCCAGAGUCUGGAAGUCAUGUGCGGCAAGGAGCACAUGGAUGUCCAUCUAAAAUUUACAGGACCUUUUGAUGGCCUCGUCUUCUCAAAGGGUCAGUACGGAGACCCUCGGUGCGUUUACGUGGCGCCGCGGGGCGGCGGUUCGGGCAGCGCGGAUCAGUCGCGGACGCACUUCACGUUCCGGAUCGCGUACCGACGGUGCGGCACCAAGCCGGAUCUGCACGGCCAGUUCUACGAGAACACGGUGGUGAUCCAGUACGACCGCGACCUGCUCGAGGUGUGGGACGAGGCCAAGCGGCUGCGCUGCGAGUGGUUCAACGACUACGAAAAGACGGCGUCCAAGCCGCCCAUGGUCAUCGCUGACCUCGACGUCAUCCAGCUCGACUUCCGCGGCGACAACGUCGACUGCUGGAUGGAGAUUCAGCACGGAAAGGGACCCUGGGCUCCACCCGUCAGCGGCAUCGUCCCUCUCGGAUCCACCCUCACCCUUGUCAUUGCCAUCAACGACCACAGAGGUGAAUUUGACAUGAGGGUGAAAUCUUGCUCGGCGAGCGACGGCAGCGGGGGCCACGUGAUCCAACUUUCAGACGAGCGGGGUUGCGUGUUGCGUCCGAAGAUGGUGAGUCGCUUCCUGAAGGCGCGCACGGCCGACGAACGCGCCUCCGUCAUCACCUACGCCUUUUUCCACGCGUUCAAGUUCCCAGACGCCCUCUCCGUCCACAUCGACUGCAAGGUCGAGAUUUGUCGCAAGGGCUGCCAGGAGCACUGUUUCGAACCGGCCCUUGCUGCUCAGCAAAACGGACUUCCACUUGCCUACCAUGGCCCUCCGAUCGAGCGUCGUGAGGACCUGCACAACUCUGCCGCUGAAGAGGCCUUCCAGGACAUGCCGCAGAAUUCUGUGCAGCCGCCGCCCAAACCCAAGCACCGCGGCCAAUACCGCUUCCCUCAGGGACCCCGGCAGCUCUACCACGAUUCAAAUGAAACGGAGACUGCGCAGCCAGUGAGGCGAGUGCGUCGUUUCGUGGCCAAGUCGUCCGCCGAGGACGUCGGAGUGUCUGGUCUGUACGAGGUCAUCAGCGAGACAGACUUGGCCUUUGCUGUGGACAACAGACCGGAAAACGUUGAGGUUUACCAGGGCCAACGGCAGUCUGACGAGGACGUGGUCUACGGGAUCUGCCUGCCGGUGCAAAGUUUCGGCGCCUUGUUCGUGGUGCUGGGCGCGCUGGCGGUGGCGGCGUCGCUGUUCGCCGGCACCCUUUUCCACCGGUACCAGAAGCAGCGCGAGACGCAGCGCGUGUCCGCCUGGCUCAGCCUGCGCAGUUUCCUGUCGCUCGCCGGCCUCCAGCAGCACCAAGACCAGCAGUAAAUUUUCAUGAAAACGAACAAGAGACUUUGAAUCAAAAAAGUAGUAGCUGGACACUCUCCUAGUCUCAUGCAGUUGAGGCGCCAUUCCUCCAGUCAUUUGUCCGCUCAGGACUAGCUCUGCGGUUGCGGUUGGUUAAUCUCAAUGACUCCCAUUUGUAAAUACCCCACCACACAUUAUCCACACACACACAAGUGCAUUAUUUCCCCAAAUAUGCAGUCUUCCUUCCGGGAGGGAUUCAAUUGUGUACAUAAUUAUGGCGAAGAAGAAAAGCGGCAGAAGAAUAAUUAGUUAUUUUUAUUUAUUGUUUUACUCUGUAAGUGUGUGAAAAGUUCAUGGGUAGCGCCUUUUUGUUUUAAUUAUAUCCGAAUCUAUGCCAUCAGUAUUAAUGUGAAACGAAAAAAAUGCUCAAAAGCUGGACUUUCGGCUGCAAGAAAUCGACUGCAAAUCAAAAGAUAUAAAAAAAAGUGAAGAUUUUUGUUCGCUUUCUAAAGAAAAAUUAUUGUGAAAAUAAAUGUGCGCAGACUUUUCGCUCAAUCCCACCUCUCUUUCCGCGAUCACACAGGGUUCUUUGUUAUCAUAAAUAGAAUAUAUAUUGAAAUAGGGCGAACGUUUCUUUCUGUCUUGUGUUGUGUACCUCUCUGUGUAUUUAUUUUAUUUAUUUAAUAUCGAUCAAUGCCAAAAACGGCGGCCGUCGCUGCCGCUCUGUUAUUACGUCUUCCAAACAAUCGGCGGAAUUUUCUCUGUAUUUUUUCUUCACCGUUUGUAUGCGUGUGCGAGUGUCAUCUUGCCGGCGAAAAACAAAAAUGGGAACUCACUGUCAGCACGUGUCAAGUGCUCUGGUGUACUAAUUAAUAAUCUACGUUUUAAACAAUUUUUUUUGUGUAAAAGGUCUUCGCUGGCCUUGGCAAAAGAAGCAUUACUCUAACAAAUGAUUUAUUUAUUAUAAAUUAUAUCAUGACUUAAUUUAUUGACAAUACAUAAUUUUUAAUAUCCCCGAAGGCACCAUAAACAACUUGCUCAACAUUUUUUAGGAAAAGAGUAAAAAGAAAACUAGGAGCAGCAGGGUGCGUGUCAUCAAUUGUUGUGUUCUGCGGAAUCAAUACUCAGUUUGCUCAAUAAAAACAAUCUUAUAUAA